GAUCUUCUGCAUGCUGAAGAGCGCGGAAUCAAAUCCCUCCACGAGUUUGUUGACCAGCGGCUAAUCACGGACUCGAUGGGGUUUCAUGAUACGCUGAAAAAGCUCAGCCUGAGAACCUUCACCAUCAAACGCAAGAAGAAGCCUGAGAAUGAUCCUGUGGGUAUUCUCCAUUCAGACCGGUCGACAUUCUCUCGUAUCGCUCUGGUCGCUCAAACCCGGCAGAUGGACAUGCGAGAGGUGUUGUCAUAUCCGCUUGGCCCUUUGCCGUGGUCACUUUCUACUACAUCGGGCACAUUGAUCAAGACGAGCAAGUCAGCACUCCUUCCUCUGCUCUUUGAUGACAACUCUGGGUCAGAGACUACAGACAAUGCUGGUGAUGGAGCUCUGAUUGUUGACGCAAUGGCACUUCUCAGAGCUAUGAAGGUUAAUGAAUUGCCAUCGACGUACGGAGAAUUUGCAGCGCUUGUGUUGUCCCGUCUCUGCCGUUUCAUGAGUUCGUACAAGAGGGUGGACUUUGUUGUCGACACGUACCGCCAAGUCUCUAUUACAAACCUGGAGAGAACGUCACGGAUGAGUGCUGGAGCACUCCGGCAGCACAUCACUGGCUCCAUUCAGCGUCUGCCGCGCCAAUUCUCCAAGUUCUUGGCCGUUGGAGAGAACAAGAGUGAACUACUGGAGUUUUUCUUCACCCAAUGGCAAACACCAGAAUUGAUGUCAACAGUUCCUGCCCAGAAGGAACUUGUUGUCACUUCCGGAAGCUCUUGUGUGAUGAUCAAGAACAAUGAUGCAUCGCCAGCUUCGCAGCCGCUUCCAGAUCUCGUCUGCACUCACGAAGAGGCCGAUACACGUCUGCUUCUUCAUGCAAAGCAUGCUGCCUGCGCCGGUUGUUCUCACGUUACAAUUAAGACGCCCGACACUGAUGUGGCAGUACUGGCCACUGCGUUCUGCAGGUCUAUUGCAUCGCGCCUGAGUCUCCUCAUCGGAGCAGGGUCAAGACUCCGCCGAAUAAACGUCAAUGCUGCAAGCAACAAGUUGGGGCAAGAAGUCAGCAGCGCACUUCCUGGGUUCCAUGCCUUCACCGGGUGCGAUACGACUAGUGCAUUUGCUGGCCGCGGCAAGAAGGCAGCCUUCAAACUUCUAUGCUCUGACAAGCCAGUGUCAGUACUCGCCCGCAGUGCGUUCGUGGCUGUAGGCAACAAAUUUGAGGCUCUUCCAGCUGAGCAUAUUGCCACCCUGGAGAAGUACACCUGCAUGCUCUAUAAUGCAACACAGUGUAGCAGCGUCAAUGAUGCAAGGUACCAGCUGUUCUGCACCAGGAGCCUCCAGUCAAGCCAGCUGCCUCCAUGCAGGGAUGCAUUCCUGAGGCACUGCUCGCGGGCCAAUUAUCAAGCUGGUGUAUGGAGGCGGUGCCUUGUUGCUAGUCCCGUGGACAUUCUGUCAGCACACCAGGAUGGUCAAGGAUGGCAACUCAGGAGCGAUGGAUGUUUGACUAUAGAUUGGACCGACCUGCCACCUGCACCUCGCUCUAUUCUAGAGUUUCUGCGAUGUGGGUGCAAGACUGGUUGCAGUGGAGGAAGCUGCUCGUGCCGACGUCAUGCAUUGCCGUGCACGGAUGCAUGCGGAUGUCGCCACAAUUCCCCAGUGGCCUGCACAAACUGUAUGGAGGAACUCGCUGCAUGUGAAAACGAAGAUGCGCCGUUAGCGGACUCAGUGGAUGAGUAAGCUAUCAAGCUCAACUGUUUACCUUAACGCAUGGCAGCUACUUGCAAUGCUGAAGAGUUGAACUAGUUUCAUUCCCUCUGUUCAUCUUUCUAAUUAGUUGUCUGGGACUCGUCU
Molecule: messenger RNA, 1836 nt
Organism: Sycon ciliatum
Lineage: Eukaryota; Metazoa; Porifera; Calcarea; Leucosolenida; Sycettidae
Exons: 2
Coding region: 76-1722 (548 amino acids)
Source: RefSeq, a predicted model, not a curated record